AUUACUUUUGCGUUAUUUUCAAGUAGUUUAAACUCUUAUCUAGAAUAAAAAAAGACCACGUGAUCAUUAACUACACAAAAUCAAAACGUUUAUGGCGCGAAAUCUUACGAGUUUUGAGGGUAUUAGGUUCGAUUCCCCGCACGCUUUAAACCAUUCACAUAAUCGUGGGUUGUACAAUCCCACCGUAGCCGAGUAUAAUGGAAUAAUACAGCUGUAUGUGCGAAGGACAAACACAAGCAUCUCAUACGAUACUUUUUAUUUAUAGUCUAUUUCCUUACCAAUUGUUCUAUUAAGAUUUUGUGAAACUUUAUAAAUAAGAGUGUAUCUCUGGAACCAGACAGUCGCAUUUAUGAUAUUACUUUUAAACCAGUAUUAAGGAAUGGCUAGAGGGGAACUUAGAAGACAUCAUUUAUUUCUAGUAUAACAUUCACUUACUUAUUUACUCUACAAGUCCUAUUCAACCCCUUUUACGGAUUUAAUUUCGUCAGUACUUACCAACUGUCGAUAAUCUAACUAGGUGAGCGUGAUGCCCUGGACUCCAUGAUAAAGAGAGAAGAAGCAGCAGGCCCCAGUGAGAAGCCUGAUGAGGAGCCCGAAGACUACGCCUCAAGCGCUUCGUCUUGGGCGCCCAGCGACGAUGGAGCCCAAUCUGGAGAUUCCGGUACUGAGAUGACCGACAAAAAAGUCAAAUUAGAUCGUUCCAGACGUCAGUAUACCAACAGACGAUCCAGUAAAAAGGUGAUAGUUCCCCGUCACAGAGCCAACCCUGUUAUACCAAAGAUGAUGAAGCAUGCCAACCUGAUAAACCGUAAAAGACAACACAACGGUACUCCAAAAGCAAUAGCUAUGCAAUCUAUGAACAAAUCUUCUCCGGACUCAACGAGGAAGAAUCUACAGAAGGGAAAUCCUCAAAAUGUAUCCAUCGAUGUACGUGAACUUAUCAAAAUAAAGAACAGCUUUAAAACAUUGUUCAAAAUGCUUGAGGAUAUGAAACGACCAGUAUCAAUGCUGGAUCAGACUUCAAAUGAAACUGUUACAGAAAAAAUAAACAAUACAAGCCAAUUUAAUCAAUCGAUGGAAGAAGAUAAAGAAGAAAUGAGCGAACAUGAAGAUUUCAAUCGCUCAGAUGAUAAUGUUCUUAUUACUAAUAAGUACAAUAAUGUUAAGGUGACAACAGCUAAAAACACAGGUCCGAAGGAUGAUGAAUGGGUACCGAUUGGGAGUGGAAAAACCUUGAUACAUAAAGACCAGUUCGUAAAGGUCAAUUGGAAAUCUUAUACGAUUGCUACGCGAACACUCCUCUUAGCUGUAUUUCCAAGAAGGAUACUGGCAACCCAUUCACUAACCGGGAAGAGAUCGCCAGCCUUCCAGGACAAGCCGGCUAAGAUGUGCUUGGACCCGAAGAUAAUAUCCGAUGUUAUAAUGGAAAUUAUGGACAGAUUUAAUGUGAGGGAAAAUCUAGUCAGAAGUAUUAUAACGACCAAAUGCGCUGACGAAUGUAAGAUGUGGAAGAAUAAAGUGAACAAGAAGAAACCUCGCAAUCAAGAGAACAUCCCGCCUUCCUCAAACAGUAUUAUAAAAGGGGAAAAAACUGAGAGUUGAAGGAUGGUACCUAAAUAAUGUUGAGUGAAUUGGCUGUGACUUUCUUUAGUUAUAGGGAAUAAUGUCCUUGUGAUGCUUACACACUUGUAAUGCAUCAGUUUUGUAAUAUAAUAUUUUUAUGAA
Messenger RNA from Trichoplusia ni (cabbage looper), 1725 nucleotides. Its product is annotated as early boundary activity protein 2-like. Bases 541 to 1602 code for a protein of 353 amino acids. The transcript has 5 exons. The record is from RefSeq and is a predicted model, not a curated record. Lineage: Eukaryota; Metazoa; Arthropoda; Insecta; Lepidoptera; Noctuidae. Gene Ontology annotation, biological process: negative regulation of Notch signaling pathway; positive regulation of neuron differentiation. Gene Ontology annotation, cellular component: nucleus. Gene Ontology annotation, molecular function: DNA binding; transcription corepressor activity.